Molecule: messenger RNA, 1820 nt
Organism: Colias croceus (clouded yellow)
Lineage: Eukaryota; Metazoa; Arthropoda; Insecta; Lepidoptera; Pieridae
Product: protein ALP1-like
Exons: 2
Coding region: 207-1448 (413 amino acids)
Source: RefSeq, a predicted model, not a curated record
AGCGCUUCACACACAGCAGCUAUAAUGUAUAUUAAUGUACAUUACAUCCCGGGAUGUAUAGCUUUAAAUUAUCUUAAUGUAUCACACACACAACAGGUAAUGUAAUGUAUCUUUCCCUUCAUUUCAUUGGCAUACGUCCCGAUUGACAUACUCUCCAGCUGCUAAAGUGUUAUAAAGGGUGUUCUUAUUUUUAAUGUUAUAAUACUAUGGACCCGUCGAGUUACUUACUAUUAGAUCUACUAGAUAGUUCAUCAGAAGAUGAUUUGGAUUGUGAUUUUGACGCGCGUAUUGCCACAUGUGCCAAAAACAGAACGAUGUGGAUUGAAGAUCACAUAAAGUAUAAGGAAAUUUCCGGAGAGUUUAAAAUAUUUGAUGAAUUAUCUGACGGAAAAUUUUGUGAUUAUUUCCGGGAGUCAAGAUCAACCUUUUCCGAACUUCAUGAUCUAAUUAAAGAAGAUAUUAAGAAAAAUGAUACCCACAUGCGAAAAAGUAUAUCUUCUGAAGAACGACUUGCUGUGUGCUUAAGGUACUUGUCAACUGGAGAAUCAUUCAGGAAUAUAGCCUUCAGUUACAGAAUUGGAGAAUCUACUGUGGCUAAUAUUAUAACAGAAGUAUGCGAUGCUUUAUGGAAGUACCUUCAGCCCAAAGUCUUAUCAGAGUCAACGCAAGAAACAUGGAAAGAUAUCGCAACCGACUUUAAAGAAAUGUGUCAAUUCGAUCAUUGUUGCGGCGCGAUCGAUGGGAAGCAUGUGACUGUGAAGGCCCCACCUAAUUCUGGAUCUGAUUAUUUUAAUUACAAAAAAACUUUUUCAAUAGUGCUACUCGCAGUAGCCGACGCAAGGCGAAAAUUUACAAUUAUAGAUGUGGGAUCCAAGGGACGAUUCAGCGACGGUGGAAUUUUUUCGCAAAGCGAAUUUGGAAAAAGAUUACAUAAUGGUCAAUUACGAUUGCCUGAAGAGGAGCCCUUGACUUCUGGCGGACUAAAUAUGCCUUACGUUUUUAUUGGCGACGAAGCUUUUCCGCUGUUGCCGAAUUUAAUGCGCGUAUAUCCUAAAGAUAUGCUGUCAAAGAGUCGUAGAAUUUUUAACUACAGACUUUGUAGAGCACGUAGGAUUGUAGAAAACGCAUUUGGUGUGCUAUCAUCUCGUUGGAGAGUAUACAAGAGACCAUUAGAAGGUAAGAUUGAUAUGGUUGAUAAAAUCAUUAAAGCAACUUGUGUCCUACAUAACUACUUUAUCGAAAAACGAAUAGAUAGGUAUUUCAAUGUUUCAACAGACAGGAACUUAAGACAAGUGGCAAACAAUCAGUUAACGCUAUUAGAGUCAACUGAAAUGACGUAUUUAAAUGAAAGUUUCUUUAUUAGAGAAGAAUUUUGCAGAUACUUUAAUACAGUUGGAGCCGUCUCUUGGCAAGAUACACGAAUUGAAAACAGAUUAAAUGUAAGAUAAUUAAUAUAAGAAACUUAGGUUAAAAAAACGUGUUUUAUUGCCUACCUACGAGACAUUCGCCUAAAUAUUGCCGCUCUCUUCUAACGCGUAAAAACUAUUCUUAAUUUCUUCAAAUCUCCUAAGUGCGUAAACCGAUUAACAUGAUUCAAACGGAUAAAAUAGUUUUAGACCUAGACCUUUCAUUUAGUACCAAAUCCGUUAAAUAAUCUCAACAAACAAAAAGUCACAUUUUCAAGUUGCUCUCGUAAUUAUAAAAAAUCAAAUUCCUUAAUUCAGACAUGAGGCCAUAUUGUUAGUAUGAACAAAGUAACUAAUUAGUGUUAGUAAUAUGUGAAGGUUUAUAGUUUCAUAGUUUUUAAAUGAUAAAGUGUA